AUGUCAGUGCCCCCAACGAUCCUUCCAGGGGCCGCCGAGCCCCUAGGGUACCUUCCAGGGAAGGCAGCACUCCCAGGGGCAGCAGUGCCCCCUGGGUCCUUGCCAGGGGCUGUGGUGCCUCCAGGUGUCCUUCCAGGGGCCCUCCCAGAAGCGAUGGAGCCCCUGGGGCUCUCUUUAGGGGCAACAGCAGCCCCAGAGGCCCUCCCAAGGACAGUCUCCCCUAGGGGCCUUCCCAAAAGCAGCGAAGCCUCCAAAGGCCCUCGCAAGGGCGGAGGAGACCCCAGGGGCCCUGUCAGGUGCGGCGGCACUCCCAGGGUCUCUCCCUGGGUCGGGGCAUCCUCAAGGGCCCUCCCAUGGGCGUUGACGCCCCCAUGGGCCCUCCCAGGGCGACAGCGCACCCAGGGGCAGCAGUAUCCCCAGGGGCCCUCCUUAAGGGUGGUAGCAGCCCCAGGUGACCUCCCAAGGGCAGCAGCACUCCUAGGGUUCCUCCCAGAGGCAGCGGUGCCCCCAGGGGCUGUUGAACCCCCAAGGCUCCUUCCAGAGGCCCUGGGUAAUACUUUCUUUGGGUCAAUUUAG
This is a messenger RNA of Homarus americanus (American lobster), 576 nucleotides long. Its product is annotated as basic proline-rich protein-like. The record is from RefSeq and is a predicted model, not a curated record. NCBI's taxonomy places the organism in Eukaryota, Metazoa, Arthropoda, Malacostraca, Decapoda, Nephropidae. The coding region runs from base 1 to 576 and encodes 191 amino acids. The transcript is spliced from 2 exons.